Molecule: messenger RNA, 1212 nt
Organism: Quercus robur (English oak)
Lineage: Eukaryota; Viridiplantae; Streptophyta; Magnoliopsida; Fagales; Fagaceae
Product: cysteine-rich receptor-like protein kinase 10
Exons: 4
Coding region: 90-1028 (312 amino acids)
Biological process (GO): protein phosphorylation
Molecular function (GO): ATP binding; protein kinase activity
Source: RefSeq, a predicted model, not a curated record
CUAAUCUCUAAAAUCAAUAAACUAUCGCUAGAGUUCAGCCCAAGGGCUAGGUAGAAUCUUCACAGAAAAUAAAAUGAUGUGAGUAAAAUAUGACUCAUACAAUAUGCUUUCAGGGAGAAUUAUCUAAUGGGCAGGAAAUAGCAAUAAAGAGACUCUCAAGAAGUUCUGAACAAGGAUUGGAAGAGUUCAAGAAUGAAGCUAUUCUCAUUGCCAAACUCCAGCAUACCAAUCUCGUUAGACUUUUAGGGUUCUGCAUUCAACAAGAAGAAAAAAUACUAAUCUAUGAGUACAUGCCAAACAAAAGCUUACACUUCUUGCUCUUCGAUUCUAGUAAAAGGCCACUAUUAAAUUGGGCAAAGCGCUUCAACAUCAUUGAAGGCAUUGCUCAAGGACUUGUUUAUCUUCACAAAUAUUCAAGACUAAGAGUAAUUCAUCGAGACUUAAAAGCAAGCAACAUUUUGCUUGAUGAGGAGAUGAAUCCAAAAAUUUCAGACUUUGGCAUGGCUAGAAUAUUUGGGCAGAAAGCAUUAGAAGAAAACACAAAGAGAAUUGUUGGAACAUAUGGUUAUAUGUCUCCAGAAUAUGCCAUGAAUGGUGUUGUUUCAACAAAAACUGACGUAUUUAGCUAUGGAGUCCUACUAUUAGAAAUCGUGAGCGGCAAGAAAAAUAACAGUCGAUGUUACUCUAAUUAUCCACUCAACCUUAUAGGACAUGCAUGGCAAAUAUGGAAUGAAGGUAAGGGUUUAGAGCUUGUAGACUCAACCAUACUAAAUGAGUCAUGCCCACCAUUUGAAGUAUUGAGAUGCAUUCAUGUUGGUCUAUUAUGUGUACAAGACCAAGCAAUAGAUAGACCUACCAUGCUAGAUGUUGUUUCUAUGCUUUCAAAGGAAACACUUCAACUCGUACCUCCAAAACAUCCUGCAUUUUUUAUCAACUCCGUUCAAGAAGAAUUGUUAGAGGAUUGCAAAAUUAAGCCAGAAAAUGUUUCCAUAAAUUAUGUCACGCAUUCAGUUAUGGAAGUUAGAUAAAUAGUAAAAUAUGUAUGAAUGUAGUAUAAGGCUAUUUCCUUUUGGGACAAUAAACAAGUCUUUACUCUUUAGUCGUAUGUUUCAUGAUUUAUUAGGACUUUCAAUAAUAAGAGGUAUACACGAUAAACCUCUACAUAAUUACGUUUAUCUUUCUUCUUAUUGUAAGCAAUUAGAAGAACUAGCU